AUGUUUGAAGUUUCAUGCUUCUUUCCAGGUAGAUAUCAGACAUAUCUUGCACCAUCACUAUUUAUCAACUUGAACUUUGAUUCUUCUGAGAAAAAUAUUCGUUUUAGCUCAUCAUCAGUAAUACCUAACAAUUUUUUAGAAAAUCUAAAUCUCUUUUCAAUAUUUUCACCCCUCAAUAAUGGCUUUUUCAAUAGAUGA
Messenger RNA from Hepatospora eriocheir, 198 nucleotides. NCBI's taxonomy places the organism in Eukaryota, Fungi, Microsporidia, Hepatosporidae. The record is from the annotation of a GenBank genome assembly.